AUUGGAUUUGUGCGGUUGCAAAAAAAGAAAAACUUCACAAAACAAUUUUUUACACAAAACAAAAAAAAAAAACAAUUUCUUAAUUUAAUAUUUCCUGUUUUAAAUUCGUUGUUAAAUCAUACAAAUUAAUAAGCAAUCAUGCCAAGUCUAUUAGAUUCUUGUGAAAAGUAUUUCAAUACUCGUAAUCUCUAUGAACUUUUAGAGAUUCCCAAGGAAUCUCUUGAAAAAGAUAUUAAAAAAGCAUAUUAUAAAAUAUCACUAAAAGUCCACCCUGAUCGGGUGCCUGAAGAAGAUAAAGAAAUUGCCACUGAAAAGUUUAAAGUCUUGGCAAAAGUCCAUCAAGUCCUUACCGAUCAAAACAAAAGAGCAUUAUACGAUGAACAAGGUGUUAUUGAAAAUGAUGAAGAUGAAGGAAGCCUUUCGACUUGGUUAGAAUUAUGGAAGAAGAUCUUUAAACCCAUUACCACAGAGGAUAUUGAAAACUAUGAAAAGGAAUAUGUUGGUUCCGAUUUGGAACGAGCUGAUAUUAAAAAAGCAUAUCUUGGUGGAAAGGGAUGCUUAAAUCACAUCAUCAAUUCGGUUCCAUUCAUUGCUGUGGAGGACGAACCACGAUUAAAGGAAAUCGUUCAAGAAAUGAUCGACGCAGAAGAAGUUCCUGAGUUUAAAAUUUUCACCAAUGAACCGGCAGCUAAACGUAAACGUCGUCAUCAGAAAUAUGCUCGUGAAAAACUCGAAUCAGACGAAUUAAAGAAAAGAAUCAAACAAUCUACAAAUUUGACUCUGGAACAGCAAAUAAUGAAAAGACAAGAAAGUCGACAAAACAGUUUCACAUCAUUGAUGGAUAAAUUAAUUGAAAAAUAUGGCGAUGAAGAUGAUGAUGAUGUAGUUGAUUUCGAUGCGCUUGAGGCCAAAAGCAAAAAGAAAAUCAAGAAGGUAGUUGAAAAAACAAAUAACAAAAAAUCAACAACAAAGGCCAAAGAGAGAUUAGUCCGAAAUGGAAAAGUCAAGAAAAAGAAGGCCGAUUAGAGUUGAAUUAUAGAAUUCAUAAUAAUUCAUAUUUUUGCUCCAUAUACUUUAUGUUAGUGUUUUUUUUUUUAUUUUAUAAUUAAAUUUUUCAUUAAAAAUAUAUACAUACAUAAUCAAAAAUCCA
Molecule: messenger RNA, 1150 nt
Organism: Episyrphus balteatus (marmalade hoverfly)
Lineage: Eukaryota; Metazoa; Arthropoda; Insecta; Diptera; Syrphidae
Product: J domain-containing protein CG6693
Exons: 4
Coding region: 139-1026 (295 amino acids)
Cellular component (GO): cytoplasm; nucleus
Molecular function (GO): heat shock protein binding
Source: RefSeq, a predicted model, not a curated record